AUGUCCGGUUUGCUUCUGGCCUUCUUCGCUGCGUAUUUGGAAGCAUCCAUUGUAUCAACGGCACUCGAGACUAUCGCAGCCGCUCUGCAUGCCGAUGAAGUGGUCUGGCUCGGGACGGCCUAUUCGAUAGCCUUCACUGUACUGUUGCCUCUCACUGGUGGUCUUCUCGAUGCGCUUGGUCGUAAACCGAUCAUGUUUGGAGGGCUUGUCAUCUUCACAGUAGGCUCUGCACUUGGUGGCACAGCUCAGACAAUGCCGUGGCUGGUGGGCGCUCGAUCCCUCAGCGGCCUCGGUGCCGGUGUAAUGGGAACAGCGGGUAUGGUGGUCGUAGCCGAUCUGAUACCGCUCAGCAAGCGCGGUUUCUUCGUAGCUGUCGUUGGAGUCGUUAUGUGCCUCGGUAUCGGGUUUGGGCCCCUCAUAGGAGGCGCACUGUCCGACGCUGGUCAAUGGCGAUGGUGCUUCUUCAUCGUCGCACCAAUCUGUGGCUCCGCGGCACUCAUUGUACUACUAUUCUUCAAUUUACCCCUACCGAGCGGAAACACGCUGAAGAGAAUUGGUGAUGUUGACUGGAUUGGCACUGUUCUCAUCGCGGGAGGCUCGACUACGGUCAUUAUCGGCAUCACAUCGGGCGGCAUACAGGCUCCCUGGUCCUCUGGCGAAGUCGUCACGCCUCUGGUAGUGGGCGCAGCGGCUAUGGCUGCCUUCUUCAUGUAUGACCUCAUCAUGGCAAAGAACCCACUCGUGCCGAAGGUUGUGCUCUCGAACCGUACGAGCCUUAGCGGCUACGUUCAGACAUUCGUGCUAUCGAUACCCUAUAAUGCCAUCUUGUACUACUUGCCUGUUUACUACCAAGCCGUCCAGAACGCGUCACCAACAAAGUCUGGCGUCGACAUUCUCUCGAUCACAUUCACAGUCCCACCCAUGACGAUCCUCUCCGGCAUCUAUAUCUCGCGCUUCAAGUCAUACCGCCUCCCAAUCUGGCUCGGCUGGAUACUGCUCACAAUCGGCACCGGUCUGCUCUCCUCUUUACACACCGACUCUAGCCGCGGCGCGAGCAUUGGCUACCCGGCCAUCAUCGGCAUCGGCAUCGGGCUGAUCUUUAGUUCGUUGCAAUUUCCUAUACUCGCGCCCUUGAGCGUAGAGCUGAACGCGAGGGCGCUGUCCCUUCAAAUAUUUCUCCGCGCGUUUUCCCAAACGUGGGGUAUUGCCAUCGGUGGAGCGAUCCUGCAAUCUCAACUUGUCCGACGCCUUCCCGCGAGCGUGAUCCCGACAGACGCCAGCAGGUCCCAGAUCGCGUUCGCACUCAUCCCGUCUAUCUCGAGUUUGCCACAGUCAGAGCGCGACGCCGUGCGCGUCGCGUUCGCAGAUAGCCUAUCUAUACUGUGGUGGGUCCUGUUCGGGAUCACAUGCGUUGGGCUCGUCUCGAGCCUUGCGAUGGGAGACCAUAAAAUGGCGGAUAAAGUGGACAAGAAGUGGCAAACAAAGGAGAGAGGAGACGCUCAUGAGGCCGCAAGGGAGGAAUCGGCUCCGCCGGGCAGCGAGAAGCAGAUUUCGGACGACUGGGUGACCGUCCCAACGCCAGAAGAUAAGCCCAAGAACUAG
Messenger RNA from Peniophora sp. CBMAI 1063, 1602 nucleotides. The record is from the annotation of a GenBank genome assembly. Lineage: Eukaryota; Fungi; Basidiomycota; Agaricomycetes; Russulales; Peniophoraceae.